GUUUACUUGUGUGAACAAGCAACUUCAGCAGUUAACAUGAAACUUUUCCUGAUCGCUUUUGCUGUGAUCGCAGCUGUGGCUGCUGAUGUCAGCCACCUGCCCUCCAACGAGUACUUGCCCCCCGUGCAAGACGAGGCUCAGAUCAUCGCUGCUCCCAGCAACGAGUAUCUGGCUCCAGUUGAGACUUAUGCCGAUGAUCAGGGUAGCGCGGCAAUCGAUGGAUACCGUUACAAGACCCAACGUCGCGUCGUGUACCGUCGCCAGCGUCGUGAUGUGAGCCACUUGCCCUCCAACGAGUACUUGCCACCCCAGCAGGAUGCUGCCCCAGCUCCAGUUGCCGAAUAUCUGCCACCCGUUCAAGUUGCUGCUCCCGUUGAGACCGUUCAAGUAGAGGUUGCCCCAGCUCAUGAGCUUGCUGAUGAUGGAUACCGUUACAAGACCCAACGUCGCGUCGUGUACCGUCGCCAGCGUCGUGAUGUGAGCCACCUGCCCUCCAACGAGUACUUGCCACCCCAGCAGGAUGCUGUCCAGGCUCCAGUUGCCGAAUAUCUGCCACCCGUCCAGGUUGCUGCUCCCGUCCAGGUUGCCGCUCCCGUUGAGACCGUUCAAGUAGAGGUUGCCCCAGCUCAUGAGCUUGCUGAUGAUGGAUACCGUUACAAGACCCACCGUCGCGUCGUGUACCGCCGCAACCGUCGUGAUGUGAGCCACCUGCCUUCCAACGAUUACUUGCCCCCUCAGGAAGACGCACCAACCAGCGAAUACUUGCCCCCAGUCUCCAAUGUUGUAGAUGAGUACACUGUUGCUGGACAGGGCAACCUUGCUGAUGAUGGAUACCGUUACAAGACCCAGCGUCGCAUCGUGUACCGUCGCCAGCGUCGUGAUGUGAGCCACUUGCCCUCCAACGAGUACUUGCCACCCCAGCAGGAUGCUGCCCCAGCUCCAGUUGCCGAAUAUCUGCCACCCGUCCAGGUUGCUGCUCCCGUCCAGGUUGCUGCUCCCGUUGAGACCGUUCAAGUAGAGGCUGCUCCAGCUCAUGAGCUUGCUGAUGAUGGUUACCGUUACAAGACCCACCGUCGCGUCGUGUACCGCCGCAACCGUCGUGAUGUGAGCCACCUGCCCUCCAACGAGUACUUGCCACCCCAGCAGGAUGCUGUCCAGGCUCCAGUUGCCGAAUAUCUGCCACCCGUCCAGGUUGCUGCUCCCGUUGAGACCGUUCAAGCAGAGGCUGCCCCAGCUCAUGAGCUUGCUGAUGAUGGAUACCGUUACAAGACCGUUCGCCGUGUCGUCUACCGUCGUCAUUAAACCUCAUCUGAAAUGGUCCACUAAGUGAUCAACUUGUACUCAUUUUUGGAGUAUAAGUUUAAUAUAAGAAUACUUCCUCUUUUCGUUUACGAAAUAAAAUAUUACGAAAAAAAAA
This is a messenger RNA of Drosophila innubila, 1417 nucleotides long. RefSeq lists its product as uncharacterized. Bases 37 to 1302 code for a protein of 421 amino acids. NCBI's taxonomy places the organism in Eukaryota, Metazoa, Arthropoda, Insecta, Diptera, Drosophilidae. Gene Ontology annotation, molecular function: calcium ion binding. Gene Ontology annotation, biological process: negative regulation of protein sumoylation. The record is from RefSeq and is a predicted model, not a curated record. The transcript has 2 exons.